CUGAAUCUCUAGCGGGCGACUAACCUCCACCGGAGUAAACAGAUUGAGGCCUUAACAAACAAAACCUCCACUACCGGAGUAAAUCUGGUACAGAAUAGUGAGUUGGCUCCUCGACUAAAGUCACCAACUCCCUACCUUCAAUCAAGGAUGCUCUAUCAACCUAGGCAGAUAUUCUCAUUCUAGGUUAAAGCAGAAAUAACAGGAAUUUGAUCAGGAUUCAUGCCAUUCAAUCAAUCAAACCUCAAUCGAAUAUAAUCAAAUCAUAGAAUCAGUACUUGGGUUCAUACAAUCAAAGCCUAACAUACAAAUCUAGGGUUCUCCAUACCCAGAUGAAUGGGAGAACUACUCCAUGGAGAAAGAAACAAAAGCAGAAUCAGACGCGGAAUUCAUACUGCGAAGGAUGGAUUCCUGCUCCUGGACGUUGAUUGGCACUCCUCCAAGCUCAAACUGGCCUCCAAUGGUGUUGAAGAUCAAGCUAGGGCACUUGGAGACUCUUGUUCGUCGCUUUCUCUCUCUAGGAAUCGUUCUCUCUCUCAAAAACUCGAAUCCCCUUCUCUUUGGCUGAAAAUCUGCUUAAAAAGGCAUCACUGGCCAAAGCACGGUCGAGGGCACGGCCGUGCUUUGCCUCAGCCCGCCCGUGCUUUGCCUCAGCCCGCCCGUGCUUUGGCUAGUGUUAAUUACACGGCCAGUGCAUUGGGAGAAACACGGCCGUGCUUUGGAGAGAACACGACCGUGCUUUGGGAGAACACGGCCGUGCUUUCAGCCCGUGUAAUCAGCUCAUGUUUGCCAAACUCGAAUUAGCUCUCGGCAGUAAAAGCACGGCCACAGAACACGACCGUGUUUUGGAGAGAACACGGCCAUGCUUUGGGAGAACACGGCCGUGUAAUGAAUUAGGUGUGCCCGUGUUUUGGCUCCAGCUCGACGAAAUGACUUCCGAAUGUCCCGAAACUCGUGCAUCGCCUUUCCUUUGACGCCUGGGACCUGAAAUAUGACAAAAUAGCACAACCCGGCGUAAAAUAGGCCAAAAGUACACGACUAUGCCCCUCAAACGGAUAAGAACUAGGGGCGCAAAUAUGUGCAAUUACAUCGUUAUCAAACUCCCCCACACUUAACCGUUUGCUUGUCCCCAAGCAAACCUAACUCAAACCAAUGAAACUCUCCAGACCUCUAUAGCAACAAACAACCCAGAUCUUAGGUAGAGGACUUCGUAGAUCAUUUAGCAACUUACGAGGUCAACCGACGCACAAGUCAUCUCAUAGCUUCUUCGGCGAGAGCACUAGUAUCGAGUCGACAUCAUGGCAAAUAGUGAACAGAGGACAAAUGAAUUGUGGAUGAAGAGAUUCUCAAAAACAAAAGAUCAUGGACUCACAUUUUCAAGGUGCUCUAUAUUCUUUGAAGAUGGUUAGAACCCCUUUUCUAAUGGUGCGCCCCUAGUUCUUAUCCGUUUGAGGGGCAUAGUCGUGUACUUUUGGCCUAUUUUACGUCGGGUUGUGCUAUUUUGUCAUAUUUCAGGUCCCAGGCGUCAAAGGAAAGGCUAAGCACGAGUUUCGUGGCAUUCGGAAGUCAUUUCGUCGAGCUGGAGCCAAAAUACGGGCACACCUAAUUCAUUACACGGCCGUGUUCUCCCAAAGCACGGCCGUGUUCUCUCCAAAACACGGCCGUGUUCUGUGGCCGUGCUUUUACUGCCGAGAGCUAAUUCGAGUUUGGCAAACAUGAGCUGAUUACACGGGCUGAAAGCACGGCCGUGUUCUCCCAAAGCACGGCCGUGUUCUCUCCAAAGCACGGCCGUGUUUCUCCCAAUGCACUGGCCGUGUAAUUAACACUAGCCAAAGCAUGGGCGGGCUGAGGCAAAGCACGGCCGUGCCCUCGACCGUGCUUUGGCCAGUGAUGCCUUUUUAAGCAGAUUUUCAGCCAAAGAGAAGGGGAUUCGAGUUUUUGAGAGAGAGAACGAUUCCUAGAGAGAGAAAGCGACGAACAAGAGUCUCCAAGUGCCCUAGCUUGAUCUUCAACACCAUUGGAGGCCAGUUUGAGCUUAGAGGAGUGCCAAUCAACGUCCAGGAGCAGGAAUCCAUCCUUCACAGUAUGAAUUCCGCGUCUGAUUCUGCUUUUGUUUCUUUCUCCAUGGAGUAGUUCUCCCAUUCAUCUGGGUAUGGAGAACCCUAGAUUUGUAUGUUAGGCUUUGAUUGUAUGAACCCAAGUACUGAUUCUAUGAUUUGAUUAUAUUCGAUUGAGGUUUGAUUGAUUGAAUGGCAUGAAUCCUGAUCAAAUUCCUGUUAUUUCUGCUUUAACCUAGAAUGAGAAUAUCUGCCUAGGUUGAUAGAGCAUCCUUGAUUGAAGGUAGGGAGUUGGUGACUUUAGUCGAGGAGCCAACUCACUAUUCUGUACCGGAUUUACUCCGGUAGUGGAGGUUUUGUUUGUUAAGGCCUCAAUCUGUUUACUCCGGUGGAGGUUAGUCGCCCGCUAGAGAUUCAGAUUGAGAGGGUCUGAAGACCUUUAGUCAAGACUUCAGGCUGUUUAAGAACCUUCCGCAGUAUAACUAUCAUAGAAACUGAACUUGGUAAUUGCAAUCCGGCUUAACUGCAGUCUAGGGGGAACCAUAUCCGGGUGACCUCUCUUAACCUGAAUACAACCGUUUACUUGCU
Molecule: messenger RNA, 2642 nt
Organism: Linum trigynum
Lineage: Eukaryota; Viridiplantae; Streptophyta; Magnoliopsida; Malpighiales; Linaceae
Source: the annotation of a GenBank genome assembly